This is a messenger RNA of Penaeus vannamei (Pacific white shrimp), 2069 nucleotides long. Lineage: Eukaryota; Metazoa; Arthropoda; Malacostraca; Decapoda; Penaeidae. The record is from RefSeq and is a predicted model, not a curated record.
GUGUGGCAUUGCUCCUUUUGAUGAAGCUCGUGAGGUUCUGAGUGAAAUCAAGCCCUUUAGCAAGUGGUACGAGUCUACACUUUCCCCUAAAACAGCAGCUGGUGUGAAGUGUGAGCCAGACAUCUUAGACUUGUGUCACAUAUUGCCAAAAGAGGUAAUAAAUCUUGAAGGCAAAGGUAAAGGAUAUAAUGUGGACUUGGAUGCAGAUGAAGAUGAUUACAAGGCCUUUAAGGAAUGGCUUCAGUGUUAUUAUCAAGAUGGAAUGAACAAUAUGGUAGACCACAAUGGCCGUACUAUGUGGUUUAGUGGAAAGCCUGGAAAAAUGGUGCCAAAAGCUGCAGCCUCAAGAGGUAAAAAGCAGAGUAAGAAAAAUAAAAAAGAUGUUGAUGAAGAAGAUACAGCAAACCAUGGAAGCAGCAGGAAACGUGUUAAGAAGGAGGCUGAAGAUGAGAUAAAGAAGGAAGAUAUGAAACAGCUAAAGCAGGAAUUAAAGGAAGAUAUGAAGAAGCAAGUAAAGAAGGAGAUAAAGAAGGAAGUAAAGGAGAAGGUAAAGAAGGAAGUUAAGGAAGAACAGAAGCAAGGACGUGCCAGAAAAAACAGCAAAAAGAGCGCAAACAUAAAGGAAAAUAAUGCUGUUAAGACCUCCAUAACUAUAAGCAACAAGUUAGCUCAAAAACUUAAAGAGAAUAAACCCAAGAGGGCAAAUAACAGAGAAAAGAAGCCUGUGAAAAAUGCCAGAACACCCAACGUCAAGAACGCCAGAACACCCAAAGUCAAGGUUACAAAGAAAAUUAAAGACGUAGACUCAAUGCCCCGAGAGUCGCCGGUAAGGAGAUCAAAAAGACUCGGUUCUGUCAUUGAGAACUGAACUUUGGAGUGUGUAUAGACUAGUACAAAAUUGAUGUACAAUUAUUUAGUAUUACAGGGAGAAGUUAAAAAGAACACUUUAGUGAAAUUUAAUAAACUCGUCUUUAUUAUGUUUGUUAACAAUAGGAAUCAUUUACAAUGUUAUAAAUAGAUUCAAUAUAUUUAAGUGAUUGGACAAAAUUUAUUUGCUUUAAAGUAUAUUUCAGGAUGAAUGUAGUAGUUUAAAUUUGUAUUAUUUGUCACUAUAGGUGGUAAACCAUUUAAUGCUUGCUCAAAAAACUUAAGAUAUCUUUAGCAAUAGCAUUUUGAAAGACUAGAUUUUUUCACUUUAUUUACGUAAUUAUGAAGUAUUCAUUCCACUUUAACAGGGAAAGUAUUAUAAGAAUACCUCACUUUUUCAUACUGGAUACCUACUCAGGUUUUUCUAUUCAAAUUCUUCAUUUCCAUUUAUGUAUUUCCUGUGUACUUGAAGCAUUUAGCAUUUUAGACCUUUUAUUUAGUAUCAUAGAUAUUUUUAUUAGGUAUCUUAAUUGCUUUUGUAAUCAAAGAAGAGGUUUAUUACAUUAUGAUUUACAAUUUGUCACCUAUUGUUUUGCACCAGUUACUAAGACUGAAAGCAGCCACAGUUGUGCAAUGCAGUUUGUUGGCGAAUGUUGUCUCCUCAUUUCAUUUUCACUGAUUUAUCAUAUUCAAAGUCAUAUAGAUCUGAUGUGCCAUAAAAGUUUCAACUUUAUUUUUUUCUUCUUUCUUUUUUUUACAUUUUAGAUUUUAUAUUUUAUAUUAGUUAACUAAUACUUUAAAAAGUAUAAACUAUGGGUGUGGCAACUUUUAAAGGCAGCUUGACUUCUUUUCUUGUAAAGAAGCAGUAUAAUGUCUUGUUGGUUUAAUGGCUGAAACAGAUUUUAAUGUACUCUGGGUUACCUCAAAGACAUAAGAAUGUAGUUAUUUUUUUAUAUAAGGACUUGAAUAAAUGUCAGUACAAUAUGCCAUAUCCAUUGAAUUAGAUAGAUAUAUUUUACAGAUAAUGGCAUGACCCAUAAAUAUAAUUUCAAAUGUUUUAUACCACUUAUUUUAUAAUAAUAAUAAUAAAUGUUGAUGUUUCAUUAUGUUUUUAGAUUGAUGCAUAAACACAAACAGGAUGGAAAAGACAGCAUUAGAGUUAAUUAAACUGAUUUUAUUUGACUAAAAACAGAAAAAAUUGA